Molecule: messenger RNA, 3563 nt
Organism: Etheostoma cragini (Arkansas darter)
Lineage: Eukaryota; Metazoa; Chordata; Actinopteri; Perciformes; Percidae
Gene: itgb6
Product: integrin, beta 6
Exons: 16
Coding region: 271-2619 (782 amino acids)
Biological process (GO): integrin-mediated signaling pathway; cell-matrix adhesion; cell adhesion mediated by integrin
Cellular component (GO): focal adhesion; integrin alphav-beta6 complex; cell surface
Molecular function (GO): integrin binding
Source: RefSeq, a predicted model, not a curated record
ACUCACCCUCUUCCAGAAGCACACACACACAAUAGCACACAUGAGCCAAGGAGCAUGGGCAGCAGGGUCACCCUAGCGCCAUGCUUCGUAAAAGGGCGCCGUUACAAUAGGUUUUCUGUUACUCUGAAGACUGCUGGGAUACAAUAGAACUGAAUGUAGUGGCCUGACAGCCCUCCAUUUCCCUCAAUUUUUCACUUGAUGACAAGGAAGGCAGACUGAGACGAGACAGCAUGAUAUCAGAGGACACCCCUGAAGUAACCUCACGGACUAAUGGGGCUUAUACUGCUGAGCCUGAUUCUUUCGUACUGGAUCAACACCGUGGAAGGGUCAUGUUCAGCUGCUAGCGCUGUGACCUGCAAUGAGUGUCUGCAGCUCAGUUACCACUGUGCCUGGUGCACACAGGAGAAUUUUACAGACUGGUUUACAGUCAGCGAAAGGUGUGACACAUUGGAUAGCUUACUAGAAAAGGGAUGUGCCAGGGACCUGCUUGAGUUCCCCGUCUCCAAAGGCCAAAUCCUGCAGGAUCGCCCACUUGGAAAGAAGACAGGCAACGUUAACAGCACUCAGAUCUCCCCACAGAAAAUGGCACUCAAGCUGCGUCCUGGCAGCCAGGUGACUUUCCAGGUCAAGAUUCAACAAACGGAGGACUAUCCUGUGGACAUAUACUACCUGAUGGACCUCUCAGCAUCCAUGAUCGACGAUCUGGCGAUGAUCAAAGACUUGGGCUCCACUUUGUCUAAAGAGAUGGCCACUCUCACCAGUAAAUUUCGAAUGGGCUUUGGCUCUUUUGUGGAGAAACCUGUCCUGCCGUUCAUCAAAAUCACAGAAGAAGACCUGGCCAACCCCUGCGGCGGUGUCGGCUCAACCUGCCUACCAACGUUUGGCUACAAACACGUCUUGUCUUUGACGAGCAGCACCGAAAGGUUCAACAACAUAAUUGCAAAGCAGCGUGUAUCUGCAAAUAUUGAUUUGCCAGAGUGUGGCUUUGACGCCGUCAUGCAGGCAGCUGUUUGUGGGGACAAGAUAGGCUGGAGGAAUGAUUCCAUGCGCUUGCUGGUGUUUGUCAGUGAUGAUGACUCACACUUUGGGAUGGACAGUAAGAUGGCCGGCAUCGUGAUUCCCAACGAUGGGCAGUGUCACCUGGAUGCCAACAACGAAUACUCCAUGUCAACAGUGCAGGAGUAUCCAACUCUUGGUCAGUUGAUUGAUAAGGUGGUGGAGAACAAUAUCUUACUGAUAUUUGCUGUGACAGAAGUACAGAAUGUCAACUAUAAGAACUAUGCAAAUCUAAUACCUGGCGCCACAGUUGGAGUCCUGGCGAAAGAUUCGCGGAACAUCCUGGAACUGAUUGUAACAGCCUACAAAGAACUGCGUUCAGAGAUUGAACUGGAGGUCCUUGGAGACACAGAAGAGCUCCAGAUGUCCUUUACAGCCAUUUGCCCAAAUGGGACCGUCAUCAUUGAUGAAAAACGCUGCUCCAACAUCAAACCUGGAGAGACGGUAGUGUUCAACGUGUCUGUGGAGCUUCCAGGAUGCCUGUCCGGAGUUCGCCACUUCUCCCUCAAACCGGUGGGUUUACAGGACAGUCUGGAGGUGCAACUGGAGUCUCUUUGCUCGUGCGACUGCCGGCAGCCUCCUGAAGCAAACAGCAGCCGGUGCAUUGAGAGCCAGGGGGCUUUCCAGUGCGGCGUUUGUGUGUGUCAGCCAGGGUUCCUGGGGUCGGAGUGUGAAUGCAAUGAGGAAAGUGCUUUGUUGAGCAACUGCCUCUCACACAAUGAGUCUGAUGUAUGCAGUGGACAGGGGCAAUGCUACUGCGGACAGUGUGUGUGUCAUGCAUCCAGCUUUGGACGCAUCUACGGACGUUACUGCGAGUGUGAUAAUUACUCCUGUGUUCGUUUCCGUGGGGAGCUCUGUGGAGGCCAUGGAGUGUGUGACUGUGGGGAGUGUCACUGUGAAAGCGGCUGGACAGGGGAGUAUUGUAACUGCAGCACCAGCACUGAGGCGUGCAUGUCAGAGGAUGGUGCUUUCUGCAGUGGUCGGGGGAGAUGUGAGUGUGGCCACUGUGUCUGCUCUGUACCCGGAGCAUCUGGGGACAAGUGUGAGAAGUGCCCAACAUGUGGAGACGCCUGUAGCUCUGCAAGGACCUGUGUAGAGUGCCAUCUGCUAGAUAAGGACGAUGUCAAGUUGUGUGAUCAAAAGUGCAGCAGCCCCAAAAUCUCCAUUAACACAACAGCAGAUUAUGACAAGAGCCCUUCUAUCCAAUGCACGCUGAUGAAGGAGAAUGAGUGCCGGAUCUCAUUUAAUGUGGUAGAAAGUGAGACGCGGACUAUUGUCUAUGAUCUCCAGAUGUUCGGUUGCCCUGAGCCUCCCAACAUCCCCAUGAUUAUUCUGGGGGUCUCUCUUUCUAUCGUGUGUAUCGGCCUGAUUCUGCUGGCUGUGUGGAAGCUGCUGGUGUCGGUCCAUGACCGCAAAGAAGUGGCCAAGUUUGAGGCUGAGAGGGCAAAGGCAAAAUGGCAGACGGGGACCAACCCUCUUUUCAAAAGCUCAACAUCUACUUUUAAAAAUGUAACUUAUAAGAACACACAGAGAGAAAAGAUCAUUACACUGGAUCACUACUAAUGAUAAACUUUAGGCAAACCAAGAUGUGAGUGCACUUAAGUGUGUGUGUGCGUGUGUGUGUGUGUGUGCAUGUGUGUGUGUGUGUGUGUGUGUGUGUGUGUGUGUGUGUUUGUUCAGAGGUGUUAUAGCUAUCUCUAGAAAUAAACAGAUGAUGAAUUUGCUGCUGUAAACCUUACACACUGCACUUUCCUGAGGCAUGGUCCUACUUUUGUCUACUGUAACAUGCAGCUUGGAAAGGAAGAGUCUACACAAGUGGUCUACUACUGAAAAAAAUCUUUGUUUUAUUCUGAAUGUAAAUAUAGGCUACUAGUGGAUUAAUAUGAUUUUUUUUUAAAUUGUCUUUGUUGUUUUAUUCUAAGCAAGGCUGUGCCUCAUACUUUAUGUUGAUAAGUGAGUUUUUUUGUGGCAUGGCACAUAAAUAAAGUGGAACUUUGAUUCUUUGUAAAAUGCAACUUUCCGCAUUCAAGGUUGUUUGUAUGUAGUCCUCAAAGCCUCUGAAAAUUAUUGGUAGGCUUUGGCGUUAUGAAACACAAUUUAAAGUUGACUUUUGUUUACAAUGGGAGAAUGAAAUCUGUCAAAGAGAAUCAUCCCUGUGUGUGCUCUUUCCAGACCAGUAAUGAAAAAAUCAAGAAAGUGCAUUUACUCAAGAACUGUACUAAGGUACUUGAACUUUACUUGGCUGUUUCCGUUUUUUUCUACUUUACUCACUCAGUGGUAGAAUAUCCACCGGACAAACUGCGUGGGGCCCUAGAAGCUCAGGUUCGUUACGUGUCAGUUGGUUACUUUUGGUAAUUUGAUUAGUUGAAAAUGUGCACCACUAAUGUACAAGACUAUCUGGGUCCUGCAUUAUAACAUACUAUUGGCCUUUUCUUUUUAUUCAGGGAUCUGUGUUAUAUGUUGUGCUCACGUGAUGCAAUUCACUUAAUAAAGUUGUUUUCAUCCAA